This is a messenger RNA of Galeopterus variegatus (Sunda flying lemur), 1362 nucleotides long. RefSeq names its product ras-specific guanine nucleotide-releasing factor 1. The annotation marks the transcript as partial. NCBI's taxonomy places the organism in Eukaryota, Metazoa, Chordata, Mammalia, Dermoptera, Cynocephalidae. Gene Ontology annotation, molecular function: guanyl-nucleotide exchange factor activity. Gene Ontology annotation, biological process: positive regulation of GTPase activity; Ras protein signal transduction. The record is from RefSeq and is a predicted model, not a curated record. The transcript has 11 exons. Gene Ontology annotation, cellular component: plasma membrane.
GGUUGCUUUCGUCCUCCACAGAGUUCCCACUCUUUUCCUACAACAAUGGAGUCGUGAUGACCUCCUGUCGUGAACUGGACAACAACCGCAGCGCCCUGUCAGCCGCCUCCGCCUUUGCCAUAGCAACCGCGGGAGCCAACGAGGGCACCCCAAACAAGGAGAAGUACCGGAGGAUGUCCUUAGCCAGCGCAGGGUUUCCCCCUGACCAGAGGAAUGGAGACAAGGAGUUUGUGAUCCGCAGAGCAGCCACCAACCGCGUCCUGAACGUGCUCCGCCACUGGGUCUCCAAGCACUCUCAGGACUUUGAGACCAACGACGAGCUCAAAUGCAAGGUGAUCAGCUUCCUGGAGGAGGUCAUGCACGACCCAGAGCUGCUGACCCAGGAGCGGAAGGCAGCAGCCAACAUCAUCAGGACUCUGACCCAGGAGGACCCGGGUGACAACCAGAUCACGCUGGAGGAGAUAACACAGAUGGCUGAAGGUGUGAAGGCUGAGCCCUUUGAAAACCACUCAGCCCUGGAGAUCGCUGAGCAGCUGACCCUGCUGGACCACCUGGUCUUCAAGAAGAUUCCUUAUGAGGAGUUCUUCGGACAAGGCUGGAUGAAACUGGAAAAGAAUGAAAGGACUCCUUAUAUCAUGAAAACUACUAAGCAUUUCAAUGAUAUCAGUAACUUGAUUGCUUCAGAAAUCGUUCGCAAUGAGGACAUCAAUGCAAGGGUGAGCGCCAUCGAGAAGUGGGUGGCCGUGGCUGACAUAUGCCGCUGCUUACACAACUACAAUGCUGUGCUGGAGAUCACCUCAUCCAUGAACCGGAGCGCCAUCUUCCGGCUCAAAAAGACGUGGCUCAAAGUCUCUAAGCAGACAAAAGCUUUGAUUGAUAAGCUCCAAAAGCUUGUGUCAUCAGAAGGCAGAUUUAAGAAUCUCAGAGAAGCUCUGAAAAAUUGUGACCCGCCCUGUGUCCCUUACCUGGGGAUGUACCUCACCGACCUGGCCUUCAUCGAAGAGGGGACGCCCAAUUACACGGAGGAUGGCCUGGUCAACUUCUCCAAGAUGAGGAUGAUAUCCCAUAUUAUCCGAGAGAUUCGCCAGUUUCAACAAACUGCCUACAAAAUAGAGCACCAAGCAAAGGUAACCCAAUAUUUACUGGACCAAUCUUUUGUAAUGGACGAAGAAAGCCUCUACGAGUCUUCUCUCCGAAUAGAACCAAAACUCCCCACCUGAGGCUGCGCCCAGCCCAGCCCCAGCCCAGCCCCUCCCGUGGACACGUGCUAUACGAUAUUGUACAUAUAUUCGUUUGGUUUCUCUGGAUUUUCUUCUUCAGUAUGUGCUUCUCUAAGAAUACAAAUCCGUUCUUGUUCUUAGA